GUUUAUUUUAAACACAAUAAGCUGUAAAAGUGUCGGUUGUGUGCAAAAAUUAUGAAAAUUAUAAACAACAAAUACUUAUAUCAAUAUCUGGCUGCAUUCACAGGAUGUCUGAGUAUUAUGUCAACUGGUAUGCACUAUGGGUGGGCUUCACCAUCUUUACCCUUUCUACAGUCACCCAAUUCACCAGUGCCCAUAACCAGUGAUCAGGGCUCUUUGAUCCUGUCCAUGCACGAAUAUGGUAACAUUUUGGGGUGUUGCCUAGGAAUUGUAAUCGUGGACAGGAUUGGAAGGAAGUACUCCAUCCUCCUCACCUCACCACUGUACUUCAUCGGUUGGAUCAUGCUGGCCCAAUUCGUCUCAUUCCCUCUUUUAUUGUCUGCCAAGUUCCUUGCUGGUUUAACUGGAGGAAUCUUAUACACAGUCGCCCCCAUGUACCUAGGGGAGAUUGCCCACCCUCAAAUAAGAGGCGUCUUAAGUUCCCUCCUCCAAGUAAUGUACAUUUUCGGCCAGUUAACGUUCAACGCCUUCGGAAACCUUUUAGGAACGGACGUGGCCGCCUACAUAGCAGCAGUUGUGCCAGUUUUGCAAGUUGCAACCUUCGUCUUCAUGCCGGAGAGCCCCUACUAUCUGAUAAUGAAAAACAGGCACACAGACGCACGGAAUAACUUGCGUAAACUCAACAAGGGGGCCGAAAUUGACGACACCUUUAAAACAAUGGUUAGCUCAAUCGAAGAAGAAAGCUCCUCCAAGGUGGGCUUGUUUGAAAUCGUCACCGACUCAGCAAAUAGGAAGGCAGUGUUCAUCACCUUCGGCCUGAGGUUCUUCCAACAGGCCACAGGAAUAACAGCCAUGAAUUUUUAUGUGAAGAUCAUUUUUAUUGACGUAAACGCCGGUUUGUCCCCGACUACAAUCUCCAACAUAUUUUUUUUGUUGCAAUUAGUUAUGUGCUUCCUAACUAUAACAAUGAUCGACAAAGCGGGACGUAAACCUUUGAUGAUAUUUUCCUUCAUUGGAACUGCAAUUGCCAACUUAGUUUUGAGUAUUUAUUUCUACUGUAACAAUUAUAUAGAUUUUAGUGACACUUACUACAAGUUUAUACCUGUGCUGGCUAUUUUAGUAUACGUGGUAAUUUAUAAUAUUGGUCUAGCUGCCACUCCAAUGGUUUUAUUGGGUGAAUUCUUUAACACCAGGGUUAAAGCAGUGGCGAUGGCUUUCGCAGACAUAUUUUUUUCCGUUCUAAUUAUAUUUGUGUCUUGGUUCUUUCAAUAUACUAAAGACUAUAUUGGUAUUUACAUCCCUUUUGGAGCCUUUUCGAUAUUCGGUUUAAUUGGUUUGUUAUUUGUGUAUUACUGUAUUCCUGAAACUAAAGGACUGAGUCUAGAAGAAAUUCAGUUGUAUUUAAAAGGAAUUAAGAAGAAUGAUGUUCAUUAAAAAUGUUAAUUAUAUGUUGUUUUAGAUUU
Messenger RNA from Aethina tumida (small hive beetle), 1460 nucleotides. Its product is annotated as facilitated trehalose transporter Tret1-like. Gene Ontology annotation, biological process: transmembrane transport. The record is from RefSeq and is a predicted model, not a curated record. Bases 52 to 1431 code for a protein of 459 amino acids. Gene Ontology annotation, molecular function: transmembrane transporter activity. Lineage: Eukaryota; Metazoa; Arthropoda; Insecta; Coleoptera; Nitidulidae. Gene Ontology annotation, cellular component: membrane. The transcript has 2 exons.